AUGUCCAUGAGCGCGAACACCAUGAUCUUCAUGAUUCUGGGGGCGUCGAUCGUGAUGGCCAUCGCGUGCUUGAUGGACAUGAACGCGCUGCUGGACCGAUUCCACAACUACAUCCUCCCGCACCUGCGGGGCGAGGACCGCGUCUGCCACUGCAACUGUGGCCGGCACCACAUCCACUACGUGAUCCCGUACGACGGGGACCAGUCGGUGGUGGACGCCUCCGAGAACUACUUCGUGACAGACAACGUCACCAAGCAGGAGAUCGACCUCAUGCUGGGGCUGCUGCUCGGCUUCUGCAUCAGCUGGUUCCUGGUGUGGAUGGACGGCGUCCUGCACUGCGCGGUGCGCGCCUGGCGGGCCGGCCGGCGCUACGAUGGCUCGUGGACCUGGCUGCCCAAGCUGUGCAACCUGCGGGAGCUCGGCAGGCGGCCGCACAGGCCCUUCGAGGAGGCGGCCGGGAACAUGGUGCACGUGAAGCAGAAACUCUACCACAACGGCCACCCGAGCCCGCGGCACCUUUAAGCCGCGCGCAGGACUCGCGGGGCCACCGGCCUCCGCGCCCUCG
This is a messenger RNA of Molossus molossus (Pallas's mastiff bat), 565 nucleotides long. RefSeq names its product transmembrane protein 240 (gene TMEM240). The record is from RefSeq and is a predicted model, not a curated record. The transcript has 4 exons. The coding region runs from base 1 to 522 and encodes 173 amino acids. NCBI's taxonomy places the organism in Eukaryota, Metazoa, Chordata, Mammalia, Chiroptera, Molossidae.